Messenger RNA from Suncus etruscus (white-toothed pygmy shrew), 1465 nucleotides. It is a transcript of the gene JPT1, whose product is annotated as Jupiter microtubule associated homolog 1. The coding region runs from base 150 to 614 and encodes 154 amino acids. NCBI's taxonomy places the organism in Eukaryota, Metazoa, Chordata, Mammalia, Eulipotyphla, Soricidae. The transcript has 5 exons. The record is from RefSeq and is a predicted model, not a curated record. Gene Ontology annotation, cellular component: nucleus.
CCGGCAGCAACGGCACCUUCGGCUCCUCCUGCAGCGGUGCCUGCCUGGCCGCGGCUCAGCUCGGCUGCUGCCCGCCCGGCGCCCCUCGGACCCUCCUGCCCCAGCUCCGCGAUCGCCAGCCUCGCCAGCCUACCUCGACCCGCGGCGCCAUGACCACCACCACCACCUUCAAGGGCGUGGACCCCAACAGCAGGAACAGCUCCCGGGUCCUGCGGCCUCCGGGCGGUGGCUCCAACUUUUCUCUCGGCUUCGAUGAGCCCACGGAACAGCCAGCCAGGAGGAACAAGAUGGCGUCCAGCAUCUUUGGGACCCCGGAGGAGAACCCCCCUUCCUGGGCCAAGUCAGCAGGUGCCAAGUCCAGCGAGGGCAGGGAAGAAGCCGAGUCCUCGGGGUCCCACACCCGGAGCGUGUCCGAAGCAAGUACUGGAGACUUACUGGAGCUGAAGGGAGAAGGUGAAGUUCAUGAAAACAUGGAUGCAGAUUUGCAGGCCAGCCUGGGGCAGAUUGAAGAGAAGCCGGUGCCUGCUGCCCCUGUGCCCAGCCCCGUGGCACCCGCCCCAGUACCAUCUCGAAGAAACCCACCUGGUGGCAAGUCCAGCCUUGUCUUGGGUUAGCUCGACCGGCCCGGGCCCGUCGGUGUGCGUGUCUGUCUUUCUGUCUGUCUGCUCCACGCUCAUGAACUGCACAACCUCAAUCUAACGACAUCUUUCGGAUUUGUUUCAUUAAAAAAAAAGAAGCACUUUAUGUCCUGCUGUCUUUUUUUGUUUAUUUUUGUUGUUUUGUUUUUCCUCUAUAAAACAGGUUUUCUUUUUUUUCCUGUCCUGUCAGCUUUGGUUAGCAUGAAAGUUAACCUAAUCCUAGACCGAGGGCAGUCUUUGUAAGAACCACUAAUAUGGUCCCCCACGUGAUCAAGGACCUAUUUUUUUUGUCCUGGCCUUUUUAAUUUUUUUUGCAAGACCUUUUUUUCUCAUCAGCUUGACUUGGGACUCCCAAGCCUUAACCGGACAGAUCAGAACAACCGUCCACAGACACCCAGCAUGAGGCUGGUUUUCUUCCCCCUCACCCUUCGCCAUGGCAUUGCCCUCACCCGUCUGUGUCUUGGGCUUAAAGAAUCUUCCUGUGCCAUAUGGAUGGAUCCACAGAGGCCGCCGCCUCUCUCACCUGCCAAGCAAAAGCAUCUGCCUUCUUUAUUUGGGAACCUUAAAAAACCAAGCUGGAUCCUUUCUUUACUGGUGAACAGAGCCGCUGCACACCCUCCAAAAAAAGACUUUGGUGUGGUCCCAAACUCAUCGAUCUCAAAUAGGGGUGCAAGCCAGGGCUCCCCUGCAGCCCCGGGGCAGUGAGCACCCUCCCUCUUGGAGUGAAAGUUGUAUCCAUGAGGCAGGCCUGAGCCCCAACCCUCUGAUACAUGUUGUUUUUUCACAAUCUUGGGCUGUUGCUUCAAGUAAAGAAGUACAGGUUUUGA